Ahaetulla prasina is the source of this 3825-nucleotide messenger RNA. RefSeq names its product LHFPL tetraspan subfamily member 6 (gene LHFPL6). Bases 530 to 1144 code for a protein of 204 amino acids. The record is from RefSeq and is a predicted model, not a curated record. Lineage: Eukaryota; Metazoa; Chordata; Lepidosauria; Squamata; Colubridae. The transcript is spliced from 4 exons. Gene Ontology annotation, cellular component: membrane.
AUGCUGGAGAGAUGCGCUCUGGUUUUCCGCCUCGCCGCGAUCGCUUCUCUUCGGGUGUCGUCCUCCUUCGCCUUACAAGGCUGCGCGCGAAGCUCCCCCUCCUCGUUCUCGUAGGUGGCAGGGGGCGGAGUUCCUGGCGCCGAGGUUUUGGGACCCUGCUUGGCUCUUCCCUCCCAGAACCGAGCGCGGCGGCCGCAGCUGGUCCUGCGCUCCGGACCAAAAACCGCCGCCGCUGCCGCCUGCCGACUCCGACGCGUGCCCAGCAGCUGCAGAGAGGUCGCCUUUUGCAAGCUUCCAUGUGUACCCGGGCCGGAUCGGCGCAGGCAGCUUCCGUUGGGAAUGAAGAAGUAACAAGAAGUAGUUCCAUCUCUGCCAUACCGGGAAUCUUAAGGAUAAAAGAAGUGAGUCUGACGGUGCUUAUGGAAGAUUUCCUUGGACUCCAAGGUUCCUGGGACUGAGGAAAUACCUACAGAUCUCCAAAGCUAGUACAUCAGGUGGCGGAUUUUGUUCCAAGUUCCUUUGGGUCAUCAUGACUGGGAAAAUGGCCUCUAGCCUGACUUAUACCGGAGCGAUCUGGGCCUUGCUUUCCUUCCUUUGUGCUGGAGCCACCUGUGUGGGUUUCUUCAUGCCUUAUUGGCUGCUGGGUUCUCAACUGGAGAAACCAGUCUCUUUUGGCACUUUCCGGAGAUGUUCCUAUCCUGUUCGAGAUGAGAGCCGCCAGAUUACAGUCAUGGUGGAGCAGUGUGGACGUUACGCAUCCUUCCAGGCCAUUCCAAGUGUGGAAUGGCAGAUCUGCACAGUGGUGACCGGUUUGGGCUGUGGCCUCCUUCUUCUAGUGGCCCUCACUGCACUUAUGGGAUGCUGUGUAUAUGAGCUGAUCUCCAGGACUGUGGGCAGGGUGGCUGGAGGCAUCCAAUUCUUGGGGGGUUUGUUGAUUGGUUCUGGGUGCGCUCUCUAUCCUCUGGGCUGGGACAGUGAAGAAGUCAGACAAGCCUGUGGCAAUCUUUCCGACCAGUUUGAACUAGGAACCUGUGAAAUUGGCUGGGCUUACUAUUGUACAGGAGGAGGAGCUGCAGGGGCAAUGUUGAUAUGCACUUGGCUGGCCUGUUUCUCUGGCAAGAAACAAAAACAAUAUCCUUAUUAAAGCCAGAGCAAAACAGAACAAAAGAAAACAGUUUUGGGGCUGGGGUGGGGUGGGGUGGGAGAACAGUUUGUAUGUUUUCUUGAGAAGAGGCAUAUUAACUCUUUAUUGUAGCCAGAUAAAUGCAAGCAAGAGUCAGUGAAGUUGGAACCGAUGUGUGAUAUACUGUGAAAAGGAAGGAGGUUCUCUGGGUCUUAAGGAGGAUCUCAGGACUGAGAAUCUUGUGGCUGGGGGGCUAAAUUCUAAAUGCAUUCUUCCUAGCCGGUUAUGGGCAUCGUCCAACCACAUGAAGUAUCCCCUCUCAUGAAGGGUGGGGAAAAGCAAUGGGAUUUUAGCACAUCAUCAAUUGAAAAGAGUUGAAAAACCUUGUCUUCAAAGACAAGGAUUGGGCUUCAGAAAAGUUUCUCAGCAAAUAGAGAAGAAAGGGAGUGUUUCUUCUCCUUUGUAACCUGCUUGUACUGUGGAGCAAGUGCCAAUUUUCUUAGAAGUGUGGCUAUCACUUGCGUAUCUAUAGGGAGACCUGUUUUUAGGCCUUAACACGGUUUGCCUUUAAGGGCAUAACGGGGCUGGCGGAUUGGCCUUUUGCAGAGUAUGGGGGGUUUUUUUCCCUCCUCGAAUUUGAAUCUGAAGUAGGUCGGGGCCUUCUUUUUGUGGGACUCUAAAAGCACAGCUUCCUACAUUUGCACAGACACUUUCCCCUCAAACAUACACAACAAAUAUUAGCCCCGUGGAUCAGGUUAGUGUGUGUGUGGUUUUUUUUAAAUGUACAGCCUUCAGGUAUUUGACCAAUCUGCCUGUAUAUGUGUAUGUUUGUGCGUGUGUGUAAUACAAAGCAGUUUGAGCAGUAAAUUGCUGUGGCAGUUACUGUUACUCAGGCAAAUUUCUAAAGCCAAUAUAAAUCUUGUCACCUCUGCCUAAAAGCACAGAAAUUCACUCCAGACAUUCCUUUGUCUUCACCUAUACAUAUUACCAGCUCAUUGUUUCAUUUACAGAUUACAUACAGAUUUGGCCAAAUUAUCUAUUUUAUAAAAGCCUGGGUAGUGAAAUUCAUCUGCUUUUUCAAAUGAGAAAAAAAACAAACUGAUUUUAAUGGACAGUUGGAAACAGUAAGCUGGUGGGUGUAGAAUGAAUUUAAGACCAUAUGAACAUAUUCUUCAACUUCCAAAUGCCUCAAGGCAGAUUUUCACAUCACAAAAAUUUUUCAUAUCACACACCUGUAGUGUGAAGUGUGAUCAUCCCUAAUUUUCAUACAAUUGUACGCAUUCAAAAGACUUUUCAUCCAAAUGAACAAAGCCACAUACAUCGUUUCAAUGUAUUUUCCUUUGAACUUCCUUUCCCUAUACAUUUAAAAUAUUUAUUAAGAAUUUUUUCCCCAUAGAUUUAAGGACAAAUUUUAAAAGAAAGAAAUGCAAGGUAGAGAAAAGCGGGGGGGGGGGGGGACCUAAAUUUAAAGGAUAUAUGAUUUCUGACAUGCUUUUCAACAGAUAAUCUUAUUAUCCUUCCUCCCUCUUAGAUAUUAUAUGUCCCCUUCAGCUCCUUAUUUAAUCCCCAUCUUUCUUAAUCUUCACCAAUGAACUUCCAUUUUCAUCUAUGAUCAAGCAUACACACUCUAUGCCUUUUUAUUAAGCUUAGUACACACAAACCUCUCUCCUUUUUCAGGUAAUUAAAACAAGAAAAAGGGAACAUUUCCCAUCCAUGCCAAGCUUUCCCUCUACUUCUUCCCUUGGAGAGAAUUAACGUAUAGUAUAAAUAUGCCCUUUUCUCCUCUCUUUUCUUCAUAUAUUUACUGGGAAGGACAGCAGGGGAAGUGCCACUACCUCUGCUUCAUAACUCUUUAUGUGAAGGGAAGGGUUGCACAAUGCUUGCUGCAAUGCAAAAUCUGUUUUACGUAGACAGAGCACACCUAUUUCAAUGAUGCACAAGGCCACAAAGGUCAGGCCACCACUUUUACUGGGCCAGUUUUAUUUCUUUGCAACCACUACAUUCCCUGCGUAUCUUAUCAUUGCCAUGGGAUGCAAAGGCUGCAACCAGAAAUGUUCCAACCCAAAUAUUUCAGAAGGGAUCGGAUCCGCAAAACGGAGUUGGAACAUUCAGGGACCAGGCUUUGCCUCUCCCACUCCAUUGCAUUAGGGGGGGAAAGACCCCCCCAAUACCCAUACUGUGGAAUAGAGCAGUUGCAAUAAGUACUCUGUGCACUUAGUUUGUUUUUGUGUGUGCGUGUGCGUGUGAUAAAUUUGAAUUUCAGUAUUAUGCCACAUUUUAAACAAACGACUCUAAUGGACUUAUGGGCCAUUUUUUCCCCAGUAUUUUAUAUAGUGUAGAUGUGAUCUCAAGUUUUAUUGUCAUUUUCAGAACUAUAUCAAUUUUAUUAAUCUCAACAUUUUCUAUGUUAUUAAAAAUGCAAUAUUAUACUCAGCAUAUGUAGCCUUUUAGAUAAAGAGUAUUCCUACGAAGGGACACCUCUGUCCAGUGACACUAAUGUGUAUGGCACAGUAGAAUAUUACUACUUAUACAAGGGCAAUGAAAAGCAUCUUCCAGGUUUUAUUACUAAUACUGUUAGUAAUUAUUGUUGUAUUGUGCUGUAUUGUUUAUUUUAAUAUUCAUUUUUAUAACGCAAUAUAAUACGUACUAUUUUGUUAGUACUUUAGAAUCUGUAUAAAUAAAUGUCUUCUUCAACUGUACAA